AUUCAAAAACUCCACAGUGUCCGAAUCUGGAAUGGACAAACUAGCUGAAAGUGAUUCUGACGAUGAUCUUCCUAGUGGUUGGGAAGAAAGGGUCACAACAAACGGGAAAGUCUAUUAUGCAAACCAUCAAACUCAAGAAACUCAAUGGGAACAUCCUUACACAGGGAAAAAGAAAAGAGUAAUCGGAGAUUUACCUUACGGUUGGGAACUGACAGUGUCGGAUCAAGGACUGAUAGUCUACGUUGAUCAUAUAAAUCAGAAAACCACCUUCACGGACCCUAGAUUAGCAUUUGCAAUUGAAGAUGAUUCUUAUAAAUUUGUACCUUUAAAAUGUCGAUUUGACUCAAGUACGACUACAUUACAACUUCUUCAUGGAAAAGACCUAACGGGAAAAUAUAUAAUAGUUACUGGAGCUAGUUCUGGAUUAGGAUAUGAAACAGCUAAAUCAUUAGCUCUUCAUGGCGCUCACGUGACUAUGGGCUGUAGAGAUGUUAAAAAAGCUGAAUUAAUAGCUUCUAAAAUGAUUGACAACAGCUCCAAAGUUAAAUUGAAUAUUUACGUUAAACAUUUGGAUUUGAAUGAUUUGAAAAGCGUAAAAUGUUUUGCGCAGGAAUAUAUUUCUCAGGGCUGGCCUUUAAACGUUCUUAUCCUUAAUGCUGGCGAAAUGUUUCCUCCAUUCCAAAAAACUGUUGACGGGUUUGAAAGAACAUUUCAAUCACAUUAUUUGGGUCAUUUCUAUCUGUGCAAAUUUCUUGAAAAUCUUUUAGUUGCUUCAGGCUACAAUAGCUCUGAAAAUUCUCGUAUUGUUGCUGUUACAUGCGAAGCUCAUUGGCAAUCGAAGAUUCAAAAUGCAUCAGAUAUUAUCGCUAAUACUCUAAAUCCCCAAGCGUCUGGCUAUUGCCCCUUAGAAGCCUAUUGUAAUGCAAAUCUGUGCAAGCUACUUUUAGUAAAAGAACUUAAUAGGAGAAUGGAUAAGAAGAGGGUAUCUAUAAAUAUAAUUAUAAAUAUUAUAAAAUAAUAACAAUAUUUUGUUUGCUACAAUUUUUCUGUGAAUACAGAGACAGGUAUAUGCCCUAUAUCUAUCUAUAUAGUUUAUAUGUUCGUGACUUGUUUACUAAUUAAAAAGCCUUUCUUGUAGUAUUCAUUUCUUAGAUAGAUUAAGAUGGUUAUUCCGCUAUGUACAACUUUCCUUUGCAUCCUGAAUUAUAUUUUGUGUAAUAAAGUGAUUUUUUUAUUCGCUUAGGUUAUUUGUCACGCAGUGCAUCCUGGAAACAUGAUAUAUACCUCUAUAUUUCGUCACUCCUGGUGGUUAAUGCUAGCUUACACCCUCUGCAGACCUUUUACUAAAUCGAAAGAGCAGGGUGCUGCUACUAUUGUUUAUGCAGCCACAUCGAGGCAGGCUAGUAGAUUACUUAAUUUCUUACGUCAAUUAACUCAUUUAUGGAAAAUGCGAGUAGGUGGGCGUAAUCGGCGGAUGCUACUUCAUGAACUGUUCUGAAUGUCAGCCUAGUUUGGCUGCACAAAGUGAUAUUUUAGCCAAGGAGUUGUGGUCUUUGGGGGAAUUGAUGAUACAGAAAGCUGCUACUUUGAACGACUUAAACUUACGCUGCAAACAGCUGACUGAUGCAGAGCAACCAAACGAAGCCCCGACCGAGUUUGCCAUAUGCUAAUGAGGAACUGACGCGUCUGUUUGCCGUGUCUCCCAGGUAUUCCUGUAAUUCUCGUUUGACGUCAGUAAUUUGCAUUGACGUCACAAGUAACGCCCUACAAUCUACAGAGGUCAUGCUACAUAAUUUUUUUAUGUAUAAGUAGUUUCUAUAGCAAUUACUAUUCUCUAUAAAUUGCGUGGGCACAUGUUGCAUUUAUGACGAUCGACUAUUUGCGAUAGAGUAAUUUCCUAUCAUUCAAUAAAUUAAUAGCUAAAUUCUGGAAAUUUCGCGGAUACUUGUUUGUAGGGAUGCCUAAAUAUGACGUCAUUGGAAGAUACAAAUAGAACAAAAAAUUGAUUAGUGGAAGCCGCGCAUUCACCCUUUCGUCCGUUUUCUUUGAAUAUGAAUAUAUAUAUGGUACAUAUAUAUGAAUAUAUAUAUUUAUAGAUAUACAU
Messenger RNA from Dimorphilus gyrociliatus, 2104 nucleotides. Lineage: Eukaryota; Metazoa; Annelida; Polychaeta; Dinophilidae. The record is from the annotation of a GenBank genome assembly.